CCUGACUGCGUCUCUCCACAGAAGAUGGUCUCGAUGUGCCCACGGCCCCUGCUGAGGUACCGGUCCUUCGCCAUCCUCUUGUUCGCACCGUUGCUGCUGCUGCCGCUGCCGAUCACUGUGCCCACGCGGGAAGCCAAAUGUGCGUAUAUCAUCAUCAUCAUGGCUGUGUACUGGUGCACCGAAGUUAUCCCACUGGCUGUUACUUCCCUAAUGCCAGUGGUAUUUUUCCCUCUGCUUGGAGUUCAGAGCUCUAAAUCAGUGUGCUUGCAGUAUCUAAAUGACACAAAUAUGCUCUUUGUUGGAGGGCUGAUAGUUGCAAUUUCUGUUGAACGGUGGAAUCUUCACAAAAGGAUUGCGCUGAGAGUCCUGCUGAUACUUGGGGUGAAGCCUGCACUCCUCAUGCUGGGGUUUAUGAUAGUCACUGCUUUCCUGUCCAUGUGGAUAAGUAACACAGCAACCACUGCUAUGAUGGUUCCCAUUGUUCAGGCUGUCCUGGAUCAAAUGGACAACACAGAGAAUGAUGUGACCAUGAUGGAACAAGCAACUGGCCAAACAAAUACAGUGAUUGAGCUGGAGGAAAAGAAUGCAUCAGAUCCCACUCCAGUGGAGGUCAUAAGCAAUGGGCAAGUUCCUGAUGGCACCAGAUCUUCUGAGGAAAAGAAAAUGAAGAAACGUAUACGUAAGGGAAUGACACUGUGUGUGUGCUAUGCUGCCAGCAUUGGAGGAACCGCAACACUGACUGGAACAGGGCCAAACAUGGUAUUGAAAGGCCAGAUGAAUCAAUUAUACCCCAACAAUAAUGACGUUGUGAAUUUUGCUUCCUGGUUUGGGUUUGCCUUUCCAAACAUGAUUCUGAUGUUGGUAUUAGCGUGGCUGUGGCUUCAGUGCUCUUUCAUGGGAUUCAACUUUAAAAAAAGCUGGGGAUGUGGGACAGUGAGAACUGCUAAAGAAAAAGCUGCAUACAACGUGCUGAAAGCAGAAAUGAAGAAAUUAGGCCCUAUCUCUUAUGCUGAAUUCAAUGUCCUCGUAAUGUUUGCUUUGCUGGUUGUCUUGUGGUUUUCCAGACACCCAGGCUUUGUAAAAGGCUGGGCUAGCAGGCUCUUUCCAGAAGGAGAAAAAUAUAUCACUGAUUCUGCUCCUGCUGUGUUUAUUGCCCUGCUAAUGUUUAUCCUUCCUGCUAAUAAACCCAAAUUCAUAGGCUGGAAUUCAAGCAUGUCUGACACUGAACAGACUGAAGAAGAUAUUAAAAAGCCAUUUUUAUCAGCCCCACUGCUAGACUGGAAUGUGGUUCAGAGGAAGAUGCCCUGGAGCAUUGUGCUGCUGCUGGGAGGAGGUUUUGCUUUGGCUGAUGCAAGCGCAGAACUUGCAUGCACUGAUCAAGUUUGUCUAAUUUAUCUGAGCCCUGGAUGUAUUGGGACCUUCACUGGCUGCAGAGAUAAGAAGAGCAGCCUUUCUUAUUUGUAUUGUCAUCCUGAUCCCAUCCCUGACUAGAAAAAAUAGAAGCAUAAGUAACACUUGUAAGAUUUCCAGAACCAUUUGAGGUUUGUUUAAGGGACAUAAAUCUUCAGAUUUAAACAAACUGUUUCUGAGCAGAUCAGGAAGAAAAUGAUUGUGAGUAGAUAUUUUCAAAAAAUCACAUACAGUGGGAUUUCUUGAAUCUAUUGUGAAUGGUUGUUGCCAGGCAAUAUGCUGUGCUCCAUAAGCCCACUGUUUGAUCCUGUGUUCAUAAAUUCACAGAAAAGGCAGCUGAAUUCCACAAACAGGAAAGGAUAUUGAGGCAAACUACGCUCUUUACUUCUUCGUAAAAGAUGUACUAAGAUGCAUCAAAGUCAUGGCCUUAAAUAUCAAGAGCGUCAUGCUUUGGGGAAGUUUGUAUUGAGAUCUAAGUUUUGUGCCUAGACAGUUUUUAAACAAUGGGGUAAAUUAAAGCUCUGGUCUGUUACAUUCAUUCACAUUCACUAUGUGUACAUUAUUAAAGCUCUGGAAUAUUGCAAGCUAUCUAGUCAAAGGCUCUGUAAGCUCUUUGAAUCUAUUGCUGUACUUUCAUAACAUAGAAUAUUCAUACAGCAUUGUUAUCUUCAGAAACAUUAAAAAUGCAUUGUAGUAACCUUGUGAGUGAUUCAUUAAGUAUUCCCAGUAGUCUCAGCAAUAAUUAUUUCUGCUUAGUAAAAACAAACAAACAAAAACAUAUAACCAAAUCAUGAACAAGUAUUUUGGCUCUAGGAAAGUCAGGGAAGUGUGGCUGAGUGUUAUGUCCAAUUGGCAAGGAAUUCCUUUUAGUGUAUGUGACAGAUUACUGAACUUUCAUGAGGGGAAGUUAUAUAAUUUGGGAGCCUCCUAGCAUUAUUUGUUAGGAACACUACAUGUAAUGAGUUUUAUGCUCCUGAGCCAGGGAAUUUAAACCUCCCUGAAACCUCACUGAAAAAAAUACUUUUU
Messenger RNA from Meleagris gallopavo (turkey), 2436 nucleotides. NCBI's taxonomy places the organism in Eukaryota, Metazoa, Chordata, Aves, Galliformes, Phasianidae. The record is from RefSeq and is a predicted model, not a curated record.